This is a messenger RNA of Penicillium crustosum, 2901 nucleotides long. Its product is annotated as Short-chain dehydrogenase/reductase SDR. The coding region runs from base 1 to 2901 and encodes 966 amino acids. The record is from RefSeq and is a predicted model, not a curated record. Gene Ontology annotation, biological process: vesicle-mediated transport; intracellular protein transport. NCBI's taxonomy places the organism in Eukaryota, Fungi, Ascomycota, Eurotiomycetes, Eurotiales, Aspergillaceae. Gene Ontology annotation, cellular component: Golgi membrane. The transcript is spliced from 4 exons.
AUGGACGUCGUCGCGACUGCCUCGGGGUACAUCUCCAAGAUGGUCACCGUGGGUGAGGCCGCAGGAGCGUCGUCAUCCAAGAUGAAGAUCUUGCUUCUUGAUAGUGAGACAGUCCCUAUUGUUUCGACCGCAAUUACCCAAUCCGCCCUCCUCAAUCAUGAGGUCUACCUCAUUGACCGCUUAGACAAUGCUGCGCGCGAGAAGAUGCGACAUCUACGAUGCCUGUGCUUUGUGCGCCCAUCACCCACAUCUAUUCAGUUUUUGAUCGACGAGCUUCGAGAACCCAAAUAUGGCGAAUAUUACAUCUAUCUUAGCAACAUUAUCCGCAAAUCCGCCCUCGAGCGGCUUGCAGAAGCGGACAGCCACGAGGUCGUCCAGUUGGUCCAGGAACAGUUCGCCGAUUUCCUCGUAAUCAACCCGGACCUCUGCUCUUUAGGGAUGGGUUUCCCAUUGCAACGGAUCUGGAGCCAUUCGCCGGACUUAUGGAACCCGGAUUCACUACAAAGAGCCACAGAGGGGGUCCUGGCCCUGCUUCUCGCCUUGAAGAAGAAUCCACUUAUUCGCUACGAGAAGAACAGUCUAUUGGCCCGGAAAUUAGCGACGGAGGUCCGAUACCACAUCACGCAGGAGGAGCAGCUAUUUAACUUCCGCCGGACGGAUACACCGCCUAUCCUGCUCGUUCUUGACCGCCGCGAUGAUCCCAUCACCCCGUUGCUGACUCAAUGGACAUACCAGGCGAUGGUACAUGAGAUGCUUGGCAUCAACAAUGGCCGCGUGGAUCUGCAGGAUGUGCCAGAUAUCCGACCAGAACUGAAAGAGAUUGUCCUGGCUCAGGAUCAGGACCCAUUCUUCAAGAAGAAUAUGUACCAGAACUUUGGUGAUCUGGGCCAGAACAUUAAGGAAUAUGUGGAGCAGUAUCAAACCAAAACGCAAAGCACUGCGAAUAUCGAAUCCAUUGCAGACAUGAAACGUUUUGUGGAGGAUUAUCCCGAAUUCCGCAAGCUGGCAGGUAAUGUGAGCAAGCACGUUACCCUGGUGGGCGAACUCAGUCGGCGUGUCGGUGAGGAUACUCUCCUCGAUGUGAGCGAGUUGGAGCAGAGCCUGGCAUGCAAUGAUAACCACUCCAAUGAUCUUAGGUCACUACAACGAAUCAUUGGGUUGCCAAAUGUCCCCUCAGAUAAUAAGCUGCGUCUGGUGGCACUCUACGCCCUUCGCUAUGAGAAGCAACCGAACAACGCGUUGCCAAUCCUCCUUGAUCUUCUUGUCACAGCAGGCGAAGUCCCAUCUAACCGCGUAAAUAUUAUCCCCAAGCUCCUCGCCUAUCACCACUCUCUCCAAGCUCCACCAGUCGCAGGCGGGUUCUCCGAUCUUUUCGAAUCAACCUCCUUCUUUUCCGGCGCAAGCAGCCGCUUUAAGGGCCUUAAAGGUGUCGAGAACGUUUACACGCAACACUCCCCGCGACUGGAAGUGACUCUUCAAAAUCUCAUCAAAGGCCGCCUGAAGGAACUGCAGUACCCCUUCCUCGAGGGUAGUGGACACACGCGGGACAAGCCGCAAGAUAUCAUCAUCUUUAUGGUUGGUGGCACCACAUAUGAGGAGGCCAAAAUGGUAGCGCAGGUUAAUGCCAGCUCCCCGGGUGUGCGAGUCGUUCUCGGCGGCACAUCCAUUCACAAUAGUGCAACUUUCUUGGAAGAGGUUGACGAUGCAGUGGGCAAUUGGCCCGAACCAGGACCCUCGACAGCUGCGGGACGGCUACGACGGGAGGAGGGCCCUCCUCACCACCACCCCGCGAACCAAGACUCCAUCUCCCUUCAACAACCGAUCCACCGGGCCCCCAGAAUCCCGCCAAACCUCUCGUAUGGCUGGUAUACAUCCCCAUCCCCCCACCAACAAAAACCCCACCCUCAAACACAAACUCACACACAUACUCCCCAGAUCUUCGGCGCAACCGGGCACAUGGGUCGCUCCCUAGUAAAAACCGCCCUCAGCAAUAACGACCUAGUAGCAGCCGUCGGACGCACCUACGAGAAUAGCCCGGCAGCAAUGAAAGAGCUCGAAUCCCCCAACUGCAUCGGCCUCCUCUGCGACGUACGAGCACGCGAGACCGUAAAACGCGUAAUCGACCAAACAAUAUCCCACUUCGGCCGAAUCGACAUAAUCGCCAAUUGCUCCGGCUACGGCGUCAUCGGCGCCUGCGAAGACCAAGACGAAUUCGACAUCCGAAACCAAUUCGAAACAAACUUCACAGGAACACUGAACAUGAUCCAGCUAUCUUUACCACAUUUCCGUCAGCGGCGCGCAGGCAGAUAUCUCAUCUUCAGCUCGACGUCUGGUGCCCUCGGCGUGCCGGGACUUGGUCCAUACUGUGCUUCCAAAUAUGCCGUUGAGGGCUUGAUGGAGAGUAUGUUGUACGAGGUGGAUAGUUUUAAUAUUAAGGGUACGCUCGUUGAACCGGGUCAUAUGCGUCGUGAUGAUAUUGCGGAUUUGGUUUCCCCGCAGGCGCCGAACCCUUCGGAACAUCAGCUUUCGGCGCCUUUGCCGCUUUACGGGCAUUUCUUGGUUAAGCCGCCCAGUGAGCCGUAUAAUACGACUACGUCGCCCGCGGCACAUGCAAGGCGCAUGCUUAUGUGGCUUGGUGAUAAGCAGCCGGCUAGUGCAGUCAAGGCCGCGCAUUUGGUUUGGCAGCUUGGGCAUUGCUCUUAUCCGCCUCUGAGGUUGAUUUUGGGUACGUAUGCGGUUGAGAGUGUGCGGGAUCGGUUGAAGUGUAUUAUUGAGGAAAUUGAGGAUUGGAAAUAUCUUAGUUUCCCCACGGGUGAUACGCAGCUGCCGGUUAGGAGUGAGCGGGAGAGGUCUUCGUUUCAGGAGGGGGCUGAAGGGGCGAGUGGAUUGGGUAAUGGGUGA